AUGGCUCAUGAUGAAAAGAAACAAUCGGCCGGGGGGGAUACGUCCCAACCGCUCUCUCAACCCGCUCACUCCCUCUCCUAUGAUGAUAUCCUCCGCGAGCUCUCCGUGAACCCCGAAGAAGGUCUCACAACGGCCGACGCCAAAAAACGUUUGAGCCAGUAUGGACCGAAUGAGCUGGAGGGCGGAGAAUCCGUCUCCCUUGUCAAAAUUGUGAUUAGACAAAUCGCCAAUGCAAUGAUGCUGGUGCUCAUCAUUGCCAUGGCUGUUAGUUUUGGUAUUCAAUCGUGGAUCGAGGGUGGUGUCAUUUGCGCAGUCAUUGCUCUCAACAUCGUGGUGGGUGUAUACCAGGACUAUGCGGCGGAGAAGACAAUGGAUUCCUUGCGCUCCCUGAGCUCUCCGACCGGUGUCGCGACUCGAGACGGCAAAACCAAUACUAUCCCCGCCUUGGAAAUCGUCCCUGGAGAUAUGAUCGAGCUUAAAGUGGGUGAUACAGUCCCUGCUGAUCUUAGACUGGUGGAUGCGAUGAAUUUUGAAACUGAUGAAGCCCUUUUGACCGGAGAAUCUUUACCUGUCCAGAAGGAGGUCAACUCUGUGUUCGAUCCAGAUACUGGUCCGGGCGAUCGUCUGAACAUUGCUUACAGUUCCUCGACCGUGACCCGCGGCCGUGCUCGUGGCGUUGUGGUGGGGACCGGAAUGAGAACGGAAAUCGGUGCGAUUGCAGCAGCUCUUCGCGCCGGUGAUUCCAAGAGACGGCCUGUCAAGCGUGGUCCUCAGGGCGAGACCAAGAAGCGUUGGUACGUGGAGGCGUGGACGCUGACCUGUACCGAUGCAGUGGGCCGUUUCUUGGGUAUUAACGUUGGCACACCCUUACAACGAAAGCUCUCCAAGUUGGCCUUGCUUCUCUUCGCCAUUGCCGUGAUCUUUGCUAUUGUUGUCAUGGGCGCAAAUGAGAUGCGCAAUGAUAAGGAAGUCAUUAUCUAUGCAGUGGCAACGGGUCUGGCUAUGAUUCCUGCUUGUCUAGUGGUGGUAUUAACUAUUACUAUGGCGGUAGGCACAAAGCAGAUGGCACAAAGGAAUGUCAUUGUCCGAAAGCUUGACUCCUUGGAAGCUCUCGGCGCUGUGACUAACAUUUGCUCAGACAAAACGGGAACUCUCACACAGGGUCGCAUGGUUGCCAAAAGGGCAUGGCUCCCAUCAUUGGGCACCUAUUCGGUGGGAUCCUCGAAUGAUCCCCUGAACCCGCAGGAAGGAGACCUGAGCUUGCUCCCUCAGCCCCCGGUCCAGGUCGAGCGUGAAGCACAAGGCGAACCUCAGGACCCGCAGGACCUCUUGAAGGAUAACAAAGUGCUGGAAGACUAUCUCAAUGUCGCUGCCCUGGCAAACCUCGCCCAUGUCCACAAGUCUGAGAAUGAUGAAUGGCAGGCGCGGGGCGAGCCAACGGAUAUCGCCAUCCAAGUCUUUGCCUCUCGUUUCAACUGGGGCCGCGAUCGCUGGACCAAGGGCGAGAAGCCCAUCUGGAGUCAAAAGGCCGAGUAUCCUUUCGAUUCGACGGUGAAGAAAAUGUCCGUGAUUUUCUCCCAAGGAGACCGCGAGAUGAUCUUCACCAAGGGUGCCGUGGAACGUGUUGUGGAUUCCUGCACAUCGGUUAUUUGGACGGCCGGUUCUGGCCCCGUUCCUCUCGAUGGAACCAUGAAAGAGGAGAUUUUGCAGAACAUGGAAGCCCUGGCGAAGGAAGGCCUUCGUGUCCUUUGCCUCGCCUGCCGGGAGAAUAACAUCCCCACCAAGGGCGGAGAGGACGUCCCUCCAAGAGAGGACGUAGAGAAGGACCUUACCUUCUGUGGAUUGAUCGGUCUUUACGAUCCCCCUCGCCCCGAAACUGCUGGUGCUAUUGAAGAAUGUUAUCGUGCGGGAAUUGCUGUUCACAUGGUAACAGGUGAUCACCCGGGUACUGCACGUGCCAUUGCAGCACAAGUUGGUAUCAUUCCUGCGAACAUGGACAGCGUCGCGAAGGAUGUGGCCGACGCGAUGGUGAUGACUGCCAGCCAGUUUGAUAAGUUGACUGAGGACGAGAUUGACAAUCUCCCCACUCUGCCGUUGGUCAUUGCUCGCUGCGCACCUCACACAAAGGUCCGCAUGAUCGAUGCGUUGCACCGUCGUGGUUGUUAUGCGGCGAUGACGGGCGACGGUGUUAACGACUCGCCGUCUCUCAAACGGGCCGAUGUUGGUAUUGCCAUGGGACAGGCAGGUUCUGAUGUAGCGAAGGAUGCUUCCGAGCUAGUCUUGAUGGAUGACAAUUUUGCUUCGAUUAUCAACGGAAUUGAAGAGGGCCGUCGUAUCUUCGAUAACAUUCAGAAAUUCGUUCUGCAUUUGUUGGCGGAAAACGUCGGACUCGCGCUCACUCUACUCAUUGGUCUUGUGUUCAAGGAUGUCAAUGGACAGUCUGUGUUUCCCAUUGCGCCUGUCGAAAUUCUCUGGAUUAUUAUGAUCACCUCCGGUCUACCUGAUAUGGGAUUGGGAAUGGAGAUCGCGGCACCAGAUAUUAUGGACCGUCCGCCCCAGAGUAAACAAGGUAUCUUCACAUGGGAAGUCAUUGUGGACACCCUUGUAUAUGGUGUCUGGAUGGCAGCGCUGUGCCUGGCAUCCUUUUCCCUGGUGAUGUAUGGAUGGGGUGAUGGCAACCUCGGAAGUGGCUGCAACAGCGGCUAUCAUGGCAACGAUAACUAUGACGGCAACUGCGACACUGUUUUCCGUGCUCGUGCGACCACCUUCGUUUGCAUGACUUGGUUCGCGCUCUUCUUGGCGUGGGAACAGAUCGACAUGCGGCGCAGUUUCUUCCGUAUGCAACCAGAUUCGAAGAAAUACUUUACUCAGUGGAUGUUUGAUGUCUGGCGCAACAAGUUCCUUUUCACGGGUAUCAUGGUCGGGUUUAUUACCACAUUCCCUAUUCUUUAUAUUCCUGUGAUUAACCACGUCGUGUUCAAACACACCGGUAUCUCCUGGGAAUGGGGUGUGGUAUUUGUGGAAGCGGUCUUGUUCUUCCUGGGUGUUGAGGCAUGGAAAUGGUGCAAGCGGAUCUUUUUCCGGCGCCCAGCGUACCUUCAAAAGGAUAAGGGCGACAAGAGGCCCCCCAACGACUUCAGUCGCUACACCACGAUGAGCCGGUCUGAUACCCAAGGAACCAGUGACAUGAAGGUCGAGAAAUCCAUGGUUUGA
Aspergillus alliaceus is the source of this 3213-nucleotide messenger RNA. RefSeq names its product cation-translocating P-type ATPase. Gene Ontology annotation, molecular function: ATP binding; P-type calcium transporter activity; ATP hydrolysis activity. The coding region runs from base 1 to 3213 and encodes 1070 amino acids. Lineage: Eukaryota; Fungi; Ascomycota; Eurotiomycetes; Eurotiales; Aspergillaceae. Gene Ontology annotation, cellular component: plasma membrane. Gene Ontology annotation, biological process: intracellular calcium ion homeostasis; calcium ion transmembrane transport. The transcript is spliced from 4 exons. The record is from RefSeq and is a predicted model, not a curated record.